Tetranychus urticae (two-spotted spider mite) is the source of this 716-nucleotide messenger RNA. The record is from RefSeq and is a predicted model, not a curated record. Lineage: Eukaryota; Metazoa; Arthropoda; Arachnida; Trombidiformes; Tetranychidae.
GUUGGGGCAAAGAUAAUCUAACUAUAAUGAUCAACGAUGACAACACAGAAGACAUUGAAAGUUAUUCUUCAACCUUGCUUGAUGAUCCUGAAGCAGCACAGUAUGUAAAGGGUAUUGCUUAUCAUUGGUAUACCAGAAACUAUCCAUCGUCAUACCAAAUUUUAUCAAAAGUUCAUGAUAAAUAUCCUGAUUAUUUCAUAUUCUCAUCAGAAGCUGGUAAUGGAGGUGUUGCUUCUGAGCAUUUAGGUGAUUGGGGACGAGCCGAAUCUUAUGCCAUUGAUAUACUCGAAGGCUUACAGCACUGGUCAACUGGUUGGACUGAUUGGGCUUUAGCUGUUGAUACUGCUGGAGGACCUAAUUGGGCUAAAAAUUGGGUCGAUGCUACAAUAGUUGUGAAUGCAACAGCACAAGAGUAUUACAAGAAUCCAAUGUAUUAUGCAUUAGCACAUUUCACUAAAUUUUUACCAAUUGGAUCGACUCGCGUUGGAUCUAGUGUAGUAAAUGCUCCAGCAAAUGUUCAUACAACUUCGUUUAUAACUCCUGACAAUACUUUAGUAUUAAUCUUGUUAAACAUGGGCAAUGAUCAAAUUGAUUUGACAAUCAAUGGGUUUGCCAAAGUACCUGUUACAACUACACUUAAACCAAGAUCCAUUCGUAAUAUGCUUAUUGCAUUGAACUGAAAUGUUAAAUAAAUCAACAUGAAAUAACUGCAUAAA